This is a messenger RNA of Sphaerulina musiva SO2202, 1459 nucleotides long. Its product is annotated as TH14-3-3 protein. The record is from RefSeq and is a predicted model, not a curated record. Gene Ontology annotation, biological process: signal transduction. The transcript is spliced from 5 exons. Gene Ontology annotation, cellular component: cytoplasm. NCBI's taxonomy places the organism in Eukaryota, Fungi, Ascomycota, Dothideomycetes, Mycosphaerellales, Mycosphaerellaceae. Bases 213 to 1007 code for a protein of 264 amino acids.
CUUCGCCGCUCAAGGACUGCGUCUCAGACACCGCACUCUCGCAAACACACACGCACACACGCACACACACACUCUCACACACACCCACAUACACACUUGGGCAUCGCGCCAGUCCUGCUCGUACCAUUUUUCGCGGCUGUCCUUUCGCGCAAGCUACACCACUGACACUGCCACUCGCUACAGUCCCUGAACGAAAACACCAACUCGCAAAAAUGGGUUACGAAGACUCCGUCUACCUCGCGAAGCUUGCUGAGCAGGCUGAGCGCUAUGAGGAAAUGGUCGAGAACAUGAAGGCUGUUGCCUCCGCCGACCAGGAACUGUCCGUUGAGGAGCGAAAUUUGCUUUCCGUCGCCUACAAGAACGUCAUCGGCGCUCGUCGUGCUUCCUGGCGCAUCGUGACCAGCAUCGAGCAGAAGGAGGAGUCUAAGGGCAACGAGCAGCAGGUGACCCUGAUCAAGGAGUACCGCCAGAAGAUCGAGGCCGAAUUGGCGAAGAUCUGCGAAGACAUUCUCGAGGUUUUGGACAAGCACCUCAUUCCUUCUGCCCAGAGUGGCGAGUCGAAGGUCUUCUAUCACAAGAUGAAGGGAGACUACCACCGCUACCUGGCUGAGUUCGCCAUGGGUGACAAGCGCAAGACUUCCGCGGACAAGUCGCUCGAGGCGUACCAGGCUGCCACCGAGGUUGCUAGCACUGAUCUCGCGCCAACUCACCCCAUCCGCCUUGGCCUCGCCCUCAACUUUUCCGUUUUCUACUACGAGAUCCUCAACUCCCCCGACAAGGCUUGCCAAAUGGCCAAGACCUCAUUCGAUGAGGCUAUUGCUGAGCUCGACACCCUAUCUGAGGAGAGCUACAAGGACUCCACGCUUAUCAUGCAACUGCUCCGUGACAACUUGACUCUCUGGACUUCUUCCGAGGCCGAGCCUGCUCAGGAUGCACCAGCUGCUGAGGGCGAGUCCAAGGACACCAGCGAUGCGCCAGCGGCCGAAGAUGCCAAGCCCGCUGCAUAGAUUAUGAGUGACGUUUCCUUAACAUACAUCGACGGUCCUUCGUUGAUAGCGGGUGUGGCAACGUGUGUUGCUGGAGCAGGAGGAACAUACUCUUUUUCUUGGAACGUAGAGGUUGGAGGCAGAGAGAAGGAAUUUCCUGCAUGAUCAUGCUACCCCCUACAACGCGACCCCUGCAUGCCUUUUGAAGACCUCAAUACCGCAAAUUCCGCAACACCAAAAACCUGAAAGUGAACUUUUACUCCUCUGCUCACUUCCAGUAUCUUUCGUUCAAAGCUGUGGUCAGCUUGUGCUCCUUUCGCGACAGCCAUACAUUUUACAUGCGAACAUGUCCGAUGCAGUCACCACAUAUCGGCAAGGGCCGCCCAUAUGGGCAGCAUAUGUAGUCGUCAUCCCUGAGGUCAACGUGCAGACGCAGCUGUUUCCAUAAUGUACCUACAUGUACCUAUCAAUAG